UUCUUCCAUUUAUGUACCAAUACCACAAAUCUCAUCUCACUAAAGAAAUCUCAAUGGAUCCUUCAAAAUUUCCUUUUGAUAUCGAAACUUACAAAAGGCAGUCUGAAAUUGAAGAUAGGUAUAUCCUCAACUAUUUUAGUGAGCGCCGAAAGAAAAUAGAGGAAGACUUCCCACCUCGCAUGAAGAGAAGAUACUUCAAGAGAGAUCAUGUAGCGGCAAAUCAAAGACUGGUUGACGACUACUUUGCCAAUGCACCUACAUACGACGAUACAAUGUUUCGUCGGUGAUUCCAAAUGCGAAAACAUCUUUUCCUUCGCAUCGUUGGGGACCUAUCAAAUAGUGACGACUACUUCACCCAGCGAUUUGACGCAACCAAUAAAGAAGGUAUAUCUCCAUAAGCAAAAUGUACCACAACCAUGCAAAUGACAGCAUAUGGUGUGGCGGCCGAUGCGGUGGAUGAGUACAUCAAAAUUGGAGGUACUACAGAUCUGGAGUGCUUGCGUCGAUUCUGUAAGGGAAUCAUACAAUUUUACGAGAAAGAGUAUCUAAGAGCCCCAACUCAAGAGGACCUCCAGAGAAUUUUGCAUGUUAGUGAAAUGCGAGGAUUCCCAGGGAUGAUUGGGAGUAUUGAUUGCAUGCACUGGGAAUGGAAAAAUUGUCCUACAGCGUGGGAAGGACAAUUUACUCGGGGUGAUAAGGGAACAACCACUGUUAUUCUUGAAGCAGUCGCAUCACAUGAUCUAUGGAUCUGGCAUGCCUUUUUUGGAUGUCCAGGGACAUUGAACGAUAUAAACGUUCUAGAUCGUUCACGGGUGUUUGAUGAUGUUGAACAGGGAAAUACUCCAAGAGUUAACUUCUUGGUGAACCAACGUCUGUAUAAUAUGGCAUACUAUCCAGCUGACGGUAUAUAUCAUUCUUAUCCUACUUUUGUCAAAUUGAUUAGGCUUCCUCAAAGUGAGCCAAACAAGUUAUUUGCAGAAGUUCAAGAGGGAUGUCGGAAGGACAAGCUUGCAUGUGGGACAUAGAUGACCUACCUAUCAUUAUGAGUUCAUGUAUCAU
This is a messenger RNA of Camelina sativa (false flax), 1059 nucleotides long. The record is from RefSeq and is a predicted model, not a curated record. Lineage: Eukaryota; Viridiplantae; Streptophyta; Magnoliopsida; Brassicales; Brassicaceae.